AUGAAUAACACAACAGAUAUGGACCCUGAAAAGGCCUUCUGGGUCGAGCCAUGGGACUAUAGCAUACAAAACUUCUUCGUGGCAAUUAUAGGGCUGGCCAUGUUUCUUGUACUAGUAGCCUUCCUGUGGAAAUGCUGUGACUGGGUAGAAGAAAGGCCGAACUCGAACAUUCCCAAACAAGGUUUUCCAAUGACGCCGAUUUAUGCACAUGAACUGGAACCUGGACUCGUUGUUCUUCAGAGUCAGGACGGUGAAUUCUUUAGAAUACUUCAAGAAUGUGAUUCCAAAAAUUUGAAUAAUGGACGCACCAAUCCUGCAGCUGCACGCGCGAAUCCUCCAAUAGGGGAGACAACGAUUCAGUAUAUUCCUCAAUAUACCCGAGCACAUUACCAAAACCAACCAUCAGCGCCACCUCCUAGACCUGAUACGGACUGUUUGAUUGACGUACCAGUUCCUACCACGCCCCCUGUUCCUCCUCCAUAUUCCCAGUAUUAG
This is a messenger RNA of Ylistrum balloti, 495 nucleotides long. RefSeq lists its product as uncharacterized. The transcript is spliced from 2 exons. Lineage: Eukaryota; Metazoa; Mollusca; Bivalvia; Pectinida; Pectinidae. The record is from RefSeq and is a predicted model, not a curated record. The coding region runs from base 1 to 495 and encodes 164 amino acids.